AACUUGUCACCAAAUGACAAUUUGGACACAACACGUUAGCCAUUGCUCACACGUGGUGCUUACGCAGCUGUCUCCAAUUUCUCUAGUACUUCUCAAUUUGACUAUUCCCGAUUGCUCCGUCUGACUGUUCCUUUUGCCCUCCUUAUUUUCCCGGCAAAACAAAAACAAAAUCCCCAAACUUCAUAACCAAAAAAUUCACACCCCCUCCUUCAAAUUCCAACCAAAUUUAGACCAAUCCGAUUCCUCCAACCAUGGACAUCGCCCUCUUAUACGACGCCGUUUCAGUAGCCAACACCGCCGCCCAAGGCCUAGGGUUUUCAAAUCUCCCAAUUCGCAACCACCACCACCCGAUCUCCGUCGCCGCCGACGUAGACUCCCCGCCCUCCCUCCAGAUCUCCGCCUUCAUCUCCCCCGUCGACGCCGUCGCCCCGCCGCGCGUGCGCUCCAACUCCUACAAGACCGCCACCCGCACCCUCCUCCGCAAGAAGCGCCGCACCCGGCGGCGAUCCUCGGGCGGCGACGACUCCAGCGACGGCGGAGGCGAGGAGGACGGCGGGUUCUUCGGCGGCGACGGCCCGUUCUUCAACGGGGGAUGGGGCGGCGGAGGCGGGGGUUGGAAUUUCGAUAGAUUCGGAGGAAGUAGUUGGGAUGAUUCGUCGUCGUCGUCGAGGUCGGAUCCGGCGAUUGAUUUCUUCUACGAGGUGAUGGGGUGGAUUGCGCUGUCGAAUUGCGUGCACUUUGCUUUCAAGAGAGUGGUGAGAAUCAUGGCGGAGGGGUUAGGGGAUGAGGAGAGAGAAAAGGUGCCGAUGAGAUUGGCCUCCGUCUGCUGAUUCGGUACCGUUCUCGUUCUCAAUUGCUCAUAAUGUAUAAAAUUGGAUCAGAAUUCGGGUUUGGUUUCUGUGUUUGUUUUUGAGUAUUCAUUUGAUGCUCAAUGUGUAUAUAUAAUUCUAUUGGUUUAAAUAGUUUUUAUGGUCA
This is a messenger RNA of Argentina anserina (silverweed cinquefoil), 975 nucleotides long. RefSeq lists its product as uncharacterized. The record is from RefSeq and is a predicted model, not a curated record. The transcript has a single exon. Lineage: Eukaryota; Viridiplantae; Streptophyta; Magnoliopsida; Rosales; Rosaceae. The coding region runs from base 252 to 830 and encodes 192 amino acids.